Messenger RNA from Daldinia caldariorum, 1548 nucleotides. Its product is annotated as S-adenosyl-L-methionine-dependent methyltransferase. NCBI's taxonomy places the organism in Eukaryota, Fungi, Ascomycota, Sordariomycetes, Xylariales, Hypoxylaceae. The transcript is spliced from 3 exons. The record is from RefSeq and is a predicted model, not a curated record. Gene Ontology annotation, molecular function: methyltransferase activity. Bases 25 to 1524 code for a protein of 499 amino acids.
CAUCUAAUUGCAUCUUCGUCGAUCAUGGCAGACAUCGGUCGUGGCCCAACUGUUCUUGUUUCUCCAAAGCUUCAAUAUCAAGCCUACACCCAUCUUAAUCCGAGCAUAUCUCCUUAUACAUCCAAAGGUUUCUCAUCGGCCCAAGCCCAGGAGGACGACAAAAGUACUACACCGACUAUCUCGCCUGGUCCCCGUGGUAUUAGCACUGCGGGAGGAACUCCUCUUAGCAGCGGUAAUAAUAUAUUCCCUCAAGAUUCUUCUACUGAGUAUCUCUGUCCGCCUCCGACCUGCCCGGCUAAAUCCGAUGGAUCUCCGAUAAAAUUAAACUAUAGUUUGCAAUUAGCACCUCCAAGGCCUCAUGAUGCUGAAAAGCACUCACCACUCCAUACAGCGAAUGAGUAUUUCGAUGCAGAUGUCUACACCGUACGGACGCCGCAAGUAUCGCCUAUGGCAUCACAAGGUGGGAAUGAUGCGUAUGUAGAUACGCAGGGCUUAUUCGACGAUGUCCAGCAGCUAGAAGGCAGUGCCGAACCAGGAGAGCAAGUCGAGGCCAGAGCCACCGUUCUAGUUAAUGAAUCCACUACCGAUGCCGGAUACGAAUCAGAUUCAGCAACAACGGUAUCUACCUCGGUAUCUUCAAGCAUAUGGGAUUUUUCCUUUGAAAACGGUAGGAGAUACCACAAGUUUAGGGAAGGCCGAUACAACUUCCCAAAUGACGAUGUUGAACAGGAGCGGGAGGAUAUGAAGCAUGCUAUGGUAAAGUUGUUAUGUCAAGAGCUACACUUUGCGCCCAUUGGAGACAAUCCACAUGAGAUACUUGAUGUGGGAACAGGUACUGGAAUCUGGGCGAUCGAGAUGGGCGAUGCGUAUCCUAGCGCAAACAUUCUUGGUGUCGACCUGAGUCCCAUUCAACCGCAAUGGGUACCGCCUAAUGUCCGAUUCAUGGUCGACGACGUGGAAAGCGAGUGGCUGCAUCCGCUAAAUCACUUCGACUAUAUACAUUCUCGACAUACAAUCAUGGCUAUAAAGGACUGGGACCAAUUGCUAAAGACUGCCUACGAACAUUUGAAACCCGGCGGCUGGUUGGAGCUACAAGAAAUCUAUCAUUUCCCCAUGAGCAGUAACAAUACCCUGGAAGAGGACCACCCGGUCGCCCAAUACUGGAAAUACGUGGACGAGGGACUUGAGAGUCUCGGUGUUAACUUCAGAUUUUCGGAUGAAGGUCGGAUAGCGGCUUUGAUGCGACAGUGCGGAUAUGUCAACGUAACUGAACGCGUCUUCCACGUACCCAUAGGCACGUGGCCGAAAAACAAGAUCCUAAAGAGCGUAGGACUAUAUUGGAAGACGAUCCUUCUGGAUGGAAUUCAAGCCAUAGCACUCGGACCGAUGACUAGAGGCCUUCAAUGGAGAAGAGAGCAGGUCGAGGCCUUCCUAAUUUCUGUGCGGAAGGGGUAUCAUGACAACUCAUUGCUGUUGUACAUGCCACUGGUCUGCGUUUACGGCCAGAAACCCGGAAGCCAGUGACCAGAGUACUAGGUACUGUUCUCC